AUGUCGGAUAUACGGUAUUCAUAUCUUAAUACAUUGGAUUAUCUUCCUUGUGAUGUAGUGAGAACUGCAUGGCUAUUACAAACAUUGGAUGGUAAAUUGAGAGAUCUGGAUCAAUCACCUGAACAAUUUAGAUAUUAUGGAGACAAUCUCAGCACACAGUCACAUUUGCUAGGUGACUUAGUAGAGCAAGAGAUAAGACGGCUCAAAGAAGAAUCUCAGGAAUUGGAAUGCCAAUUAGUCGUGAAGAAACGAUACAAUACAUUAUUAAAGAAUAAUCCUCAUUUGAUUAAAAAAUUGAAUAAGAAACUAAAGAAACCUUCUGUGAUUAAAACGAAAAACAAGAUGAAACUAAGUAUCAAUUUAAAACAAUUGAGAAAGGAAGUGAUUCAAGAACAUCGUGCUAAUAGUUUAACUCCGGCAAUAACUCCAGAUAAUAACAUCCUCUCAGAAGAAGAAGUAUAUUGCUGGUGUCAACAACCUUCUUUGGGCGAUAUGAUAGCCUGUGAUAAUGAGAAAUGUCCCAGAGAAUGGUUUCAUUAUGCGUGUGUAGGGAUAGUUCAUUCACCUAAAGGUAAAUGGUUUUGUAGUGAUAAGUGUCGAAAGGAGCAAAACUCUAAAAAGCGACACAUAUUUAAAAAGAAGAAAAAGAAGCACUAG
Messenger RNA from Maudiozyma barnettii, 657 nucleotides. RefSeq names its product Yng1p (gene YNG1). Gene Ontology annotation, cellular component: nucleus. Gene Ontology annotation, biological process: regulation of DNA-templated transcription. The coding region runs from base 1 to 657 and encodes 218 amino acids. NCBI's taxonomy places the organism in Eukaryota, Fungi, Ascomycota, Saccharomycetes, Saccharomycetales, Saccharomycetaceae. The record is from RefSeq and is a predicted model, not a curated record. The transcript has a single exon.